AGCUUGUCAAAGUCGAGCUCAACAUGUCUUUCUACAGCGACGUAGUGUCAGACCAGCUGCCGGCGGCAAUGUCAGCUGUGCGGCAUUCGUUGUACAGCUUAAGUCCGGCGAAAAUUGCGCGCACAGUGUUCCCCGAACUGAUUGCCUUUCUUCGGAAAUACUGGGUCUGGGCAGUUUACUUUCUCAUUAUCCGAAAGCUAUAUCGUAUUCUCAGCCGCACCAAUAAGCGUUCAGUCAACCCCAAGAAGAUCAAACGAUCCUCGGCAUCGACCUCAAAUAGUAGCAACGGCUUCACCACAGCUUCGGAGCACACAUUGGGCAACGUAGAUGCUACUUUCUUGUCCGAUACCCCUGAAACUACACCGUCAACAAACCAAGUGAUCGUUGGUGCAGGUGUCAUUAUAGUUAACCGCAACGACCGAUACGUGGAGGUGUACGAGCGCAAGAACGUUGCAAAGGUUGACAAUGUGGACGCUGAAGUCGAGGCACUGCUGAAAGAGUUCGCCGCUCGCAACAGCAAAUAG
Molecule: messenger RNA, 524 nt
Organism: Leptomonas pyrrhocoris
Lineage: Eukaryota; Euglenozoa; Kinetoplastea; Trypanosomatida; Trypanosomatidae
Exons: 1
Coding region: 24-524 (166 amino acids)
Source: RefSeq, a predicted model, not a curated record